Molecule: messenger RNA, 1162 nt
Organism: Phytomonas sp. EM1
Lineage: Eukaryota; Euglenozoa; Kinetoplastea; Trypanosomatida; Trypanosomatidae
Source: the annotation of a GenBank genome assembly
GGGUUUCUUUGCAUUUCUAGAUUAGACUUGUAUUUUCCUUUUAACAAACCUAUUUGUGUUAAGAAAGAUUUAAUAAGCCAGCGACGAUUUAUCAGCCUCUCCUUAAAAAAAUUUGGGACGAAAAUGUGGAAGCUAACGAGCGAUGGAAGGAAGAAAGUAAUUUAUUACGUGAUGUUGUUCCUCUACGCAGCGUUCAUAAUUGCAUACGUGGUUGGCGCUUUCGAUUUUCUUUUCCACUAUGAUAAUAAAUGGGCCGCUGCAGGUUUUUUUGUUGUCGUUUUCCUCAUCGGUAUACGUUUCUGGAUGUAUUAUCAAUCGCGUUAUACACUAUACGCCAGAUUCCCAUAUGGGAGCAAGGCUCGUAUAUGCUUCUAUAUCGUCUUCAUGUGCCUUGGGUUCGUCGGUGUUGGACUUGGAAUCUGGUUGAUGAUAAGGGGUCUCAAGUUGAAGCAGAGGUGGGACGGAAAAAGUUAUUUCUGCUCUAUGAUCGGUAUGUUCAUGAUGGGAAAAUGGGCUUUUUUCCUAUCACUAGCCAUGUACCUCAAUCAUCCACUAAGCAUCCCGGAGGAAGAGGAGAAGAAAUCCCCAGGUUGCGUAUAAAUUAAUCGCUAUUGAAGCUUUUAUGAUUUGAAAACACCAUGACUCCUGUGGGCAUCUGGUUUCUUGAGGUUAAUGUAAUGAAGAAUCAGAAAAGUUUUUCCUAACUAAUUUAAGUUCACCCGUUCUGGGGGAAUGCAGUUAUUAAUUUUAUUAUACGUUUGUUUAUGUUGUGUAUAUAGGAUUUAAAGCCUAGUAAUUUAUUUAAGAAAAAUUGGAAAAAAAUUCUAUUUAGUGAAUGAAUAUGAAUUAUAAUUGAGUUUGGUAUGGACCAUAGUUGUUCUGAAUCUGUGAAUUGGUAUAGCUUCUGUGAAAAAUAUGGAUAGCUAUUCCAAGUGAGAAAAUAGGUAAAUAAUUAUUUAAUUUGGUCUUUGUUUUUUUGAUGCAACAUAUUUUCAACAAGUAUUGGAGAUCACUAUUCAGUGAUUAAAAUUUAGGUAAGUCAACAUCCAAAUACAACUUUUUAAAGCAUGGUAUAAAUGAAAAAAUCAGGAUUUAAUUUUGGUACGAAUUAUUAAAAAUAAGAUAAUAUUACGAUUCUAUUAUUUUUUACGAGAAUGAGAAA